AUGGCUGUCUGCCAUCUUUGCGUCCCCCCCCCCUCCAAUCCCACCCCUGUACCUCCCCCUCUCCCCAACACCCUACACCAUUGUGAGCAGUGUUACAAGCGCGGUAUGAAGGUAGCAGUGGUGGGAGUACCCAAGACCAUUGACAAUGACAUUCUGCUGCUGGACCAUACCUUUGGCUUCGACACCGCUGUGGAGGAGGCCCAGAGGGCGUUGCAUGCUGCCUAUGUGGAGGCGUCCAGCGCGUACAGGGGCAUCGGCAUUGUGAAGCUGAUGGGGCGGCAGAGUGGCUUCAUUGCCAUGCAUUCGUCGCUGGCCAGCGGACAGGUGGACAUGGCACUUAUCCCUGAGGUGCCGUUCUGUCUGGAGGGGCCCAACGGGGUGCUGCAGCAUCUGGAGUAUCUCCUGGACCGCCAGGGCCACGCCAUCAUCUGCGUGGCAGAGGGCGCUGGGCAGGACCUGGUGCAAGGGGAGGGCGGCACGGAUGCGUCAGGAAAUCCAAUCCAGUCGGACAUUGGGGUCUUUCUCUUGAAGCAGGUGCGGCGUCAUUUCAAGUCCAUCUGA
This is a messenger RNA of Closterium sp. NIES-65, 561 nucleotides long. The record is from the annotation of a GenBank genome assembly. Lineage: Eukaryota; Viridiplantae; Streptophyta; Zygnematophyceae; Desmidiales; Closteriaceae.